Messenger RNA from Vespula pensylvanica (western yellowjacket), 2574 nucleotides. It is a transcript of the gene IP3K1, whose product is annotated as inositol-trisphosphate 3-kinase homolog. Gene Ontology annotation, molecular function: inositol tetrakisphosphate kinase activity; inositol-1,4,5-trisphosphate 3-kinase activity. Lineage: Eukaryota; Metazoa; Arthropoda; Insecta; Hymenoptera; Vespidae. Gene Ontology annotation, cellular component: nucleus; cytoplasm. Gene Ontology annotation, biological process: inositol phosphate biosynthetic process. The transcript is spliced from 5 exons. The record is from RefSeq and is a predicted model, not a curated record. Bases 802 to 2037 code for a protein of 411 amino acids.
ACGUCGGCACUCGACGCUUCGUCGCAAAAGAGAAGCGAGCCGAUAAAAUUACUCUUGUGCUUCCUUGGCGAGUCAGUAUAUCGCGAAACAUCGAGAGAGGUGUUAGUGUGUUUCACUUCAGCGAUUCAUCAUCUUUUUUCUCUCAUAUACGAUUGUACACGUUGCUUGAAUUUUCUUGUUAUAGACAAGAUUUCUUCUAAUAGAGAAUAGAUAAAAAAUCAAUGUGAAAUAAAAAUUUUCAAAAUAUAAAUAAAAUUCAUUGAAGAAGAUGUAAAGAAAGUCAAGGCGAAAGAAAAAACAAAUUCAUCUUUAAUACGACCAAUCAAAUCGUAUCCCCCGAUUGGUAUUCUCGCAUCCUCAUUGGUCGAAGGACGCAACACUUGCUUUCUCUUUUUCGACUGAUUUUCAUUUCUACGGCGCGUACGCAAGUUUUUCUUAUGGUGUUUUCUUUCUACAUCUAUAUCGACGCAUACGAGAAAACAACGAAUGAUAACCUUCUGAACACUCUUUACUUUAAAGUCCAGAAGCAUUUGAGAGGUUAGCUUGAUUUUUAACUUUAUAUAUAUCGAUAUAUAUCGAUGAUUCGUAAGUGUGUGCGUGUCUAGUUCAUAUAUCUGAGUGACGCUUUAACUUGCGUACGGGAAGUGCAUGUUUAAUUUGAAAGGAAAAAAAAAAGAAGAAAAAUAGAGAGAUAGGAGUGUAGAAAAAAAGGAAUAAUGUCAAGUAGCGUGUGCCACGCGCCCCUACCAACGCGAAUGGAAACAUUCACCACGAGACUUUGUCUGCGUGCUGUCGAUCAGUAUGAGCGGCUUCUGCAGGCUCACUUCAACAAGGUUUUUCUUGUUACAGUCUUCCAACAAGGAGCAAAGCCGAAUAAAUCAUGAUUCUACGACACGUAAAGAUACACGACGGCAAAAGGAUGCGUCUUCGAGUAACAGCAAUUACAGUGCCUUUCGGCAAUGGAGAAGAAGUACUUCCGUUGGUACCAAUCGGUCCAACAGCGCUGGACCAAGGAGCGUCAAUUCGAUUGUCAAAUUACCAAAUGAUGCGGCUACUAUCAAAAAGAUGGAACAAUUCCCGCUUGUUCUUUCGGAUACCACUAUGCCUGAUGAGGAUUUAUCUUUAAAGUUCCUUGCAUUGAAUGCUUUGGAUCUUACUGCACCAGCUAGUGACGUAUUGCUAAAGAAUAGAUUGAAAUCUUGGUUCCAAUUAUCUGGACACCCUGAUGGUUUUGCACCUGCUGGACCUGGUACCGUAUGGAAGAGAAAAAGUGGAGGAACUGAGAACACCGAACGCAUUGUAUACGAAGCUUUAAGUAAAGAUGAUGCAUUCCGAGAUUGCAUUCCUAGGUAUUACAGGGAGGUCGAAUACAAAGGAGACACGUUUAUCGAGUUACAGGAUUUACUAUUUGGUUUUAACGAUCCUCACGUGAUGGACAUUAAAAUGGGUACGCGAACGUUCUUAGAAUCAGAAGUAUCAAAGACCAUGGCGAGACCGGAUCUAUACCAAAAGAUGAUUGCCGUUGAUCCGAAUGCACCUACAAAACAGGAACACGAACAACGUGCUGUAACCAAAUUACGAUAUAUGCAAUUUCGUGAACAACAAAGUUCGACAUGUAGUCAUGGAUUCAGAAUUGAAGCUAUGAAAUUACCUGGUGCACCGCCCAUCACGGAUUUAAAAAAAGUUAAAUCGCAUAAAGAGGUGCUAGGUACUAUGAAAACGUUUCUUGGACAGAAAGAGGAAACUCGUAGAAAUCUUUUGAUACGUCUUAAGAAUUUAAGAACGAAAAUCGAAAAAUCCAAAUAUUUUCAGACUCAUGAAAUCAUUGGUAGCAGUAUCUUUAUGAUUUAUGACAACGAAAAAGUUGGAGUUUGGUUAAUAGAUUUUGCAAAAACUCGUGAACUACCAGAUGGCCUUAAAGUGACACACAGACAUCCAUGGGAGCAGGGCAAUCACGAAGAAGGCUUCCUAUUUGGACUUGAUAAUCUUAUUUCUACGAUAGAAGAAGUAGAUAUCUCUUUGCGAAUGAUUAAUUAAAAAGUGCAAAACUUUCUUUUUUCGCGUAUCUACUUUAAAUGAUUUUUUUUUCUAAAUUCUUCUUUGUUAUUCUUAUUUAUUAUCUUUCUUAUAAAGAUCACCUUAACGUACAAAGAUAGCCUUUAAAAUAGUUAUAUCCUGAAAUAUUUAGAUAAAAUUUAUGUUGACUAAUGUUUCUCCAUUUUUAUUUUCUUUUUUUUUUUUCUUUUUUUUUCUUUUUCCAUGUCGUGCGUGUGCGUUUGCGUGUAUUUUUUUUUCAUGGAUGAUGGUAUUGCAUUUUUAUUUCACAUUACUUUCUUUAUUUUCUAUGCUCUUUUGGUGUGUGUGCGCGUACGCGCGUUUGUGUAGAAAUAAUACGCAUAUAUAUACAUGUAUGCAUAUAUGUAUGUGUAAGAAUUAUCUUCAUUAAAUAAGAAACAGCAAAUACGCAAAAUUUAAGUCUGAAAAUAUUAUACAAUUUGCGUCAAGUAUACAGUGUAAUCUUAGAAUCUUGAUAGUAUUUUGUAUUGCAUGAUUUAUAUAUAUAUAUAUAUAUAU